Adelges cooleyi (spruce gall adelgid) is the source of this 864-nucleotide messenger RNA. Its product is annotated as calmodulin-A-like. Bases 147 to 695 code for a protein of 182 amino acids. Gene Ontology annotation, molecular function: calcium ion binding; enzyme regulator activity. The transcript is spliced from 5 exons. The record is from RefSeq and is a predicted model, not a curated record. NCBI's taxonomy places the organism in Eukaryota, Metazoa, Arthropoda, Insecta, Hemiptera, Adelgidae.
AAAUAACAUAUUCCGUCUUAUGUGUAUGUGCUGUUUAAGUUUUAUCGUGCAUUUUAAAUAGUUAAAUAUUACUCAGCUCUGUUAAUUGAACGAAAAUAUUGUACAAUUAUAGAAGUUUUUAAAAUAUAAUUGUUUACAGUCGUACGAUGAGUACAAAAAAAAGCGAAAACAGUGAUCAUUACACAAAUGAAUAUUCUAGAAUAAGAAAAUUGACAAGUAGAUACGACAUUAGGACACAUUCUAAUGAGUUUGGUCUGACAGAAGAUCAAGUAGCAGAAUUCAAAGAAGCGUUUAUGUUAUUCGACAAAGAUCAUGACGGGAAAAUUACCGAAGCAGAACUUGGAGUUGUUAUGAGAUCUUUAGGACAGAGGCCAACUCAAACCGAUUUACGUGGUAUGGUCAACGAAGUAGACCAAGAUGGAAACGGCAGUAUUGAGUUUAACGAAUUUCUACUAAUGAUGGCUAGAAAACUAAAGUCAGCGGACGGGGAGGAAGAAAUGCAUCACGCUUUUAACGUUUUCGAUAAGAAUGGCGAUGGUUUCAUAACAUUUGAUGAAUUGAAACGUGUUAUGUAUAGUAUAGGAGAACGACUUACCGAUGAAGAAAUCGAAGACAUGAUUAAAGAAGCGGAUCUCAACGGCGACAAAAAAAUAGAUUAUAAAGAAUUUAUUACAAUAAUAACUUCGAAAAAAUGAAAAGACAAGACAAAAUUAUAUUACUUAUAACUUAUAAGUAUAUAAUUAUUUAUCGAUAAUCGAAAAUUAUAUAGAAUUUAUUUUGUUUACUUUUAACUCCUUCGAGUUGGUCAAUUUAAAAACCACGAAUUAAUUUUAUUGAAUAAACUAUGCUGUAUAUUAUUACUUA